Polypterus senegalus (gray bichir) is the source of this 4236-nucleotide messenger RNA. It is a transcript of the gene map2k5, whose product is annotated as mitogen-activated protein kinase kinase 5. Gene Ontology annotation, molecular function: protein kinase activity; ATP binding; protein binding. Bases 91 to 1335 code for a protein of 414 amino acids. The record is from RefSeq and is a predicted model, not a curated record. Lineage: Eukaryota; Metazoa; Chordata; Cladistia; Polypteriformes; Polypteridae. Gene Ontology annotation, biological process: protein phosphorylation. The transcript is spliced from 18 exons.
CCUGUUCUUCUCGGAGAAGCAGGCCGCGCUCGGUGCGCAGUUCCGGAGUGGCGCGGUGCGGCGCUGCUGGGACCAUGUCAGCGGGUUGGUAUGCUUCUGCUGUUUUGUAAUUCUGUCGGCGAUAUGGACAACCAGGUAUUAGUCAUUCGUAUUAAAGUUCCCGACGGGGUGGACGUUGACUGGACUGUGCAUCCGGCUUCACCUCUUCACUUCAGAGACGUGCUGGAUGUGAUUAGUCAAGUCCUGCCUGAUGCGACAACUACAGCUUUUGAAUAUGAAGAUGAGGAUGGUGACCGGAUAACUGUCAGAAGUGAUGAGGAAAUGAAAGCUAUGUUAUCAUAUUACACAAAUGCUGUGGUGGAGCAGCAGAUGAAUGGCCAGCUCACAGAACCACUUCAGAUAUUUCCUAGAGCCUGCAAGCCUCCCGGGAAGAGGAACAUUCACGGCCUAAAGGUGAACACACGUGCUGGCACCACUCAUAACAGCAGCUCCAUUGCAUCCGAUACUUUGCCUAACAAUAGUUUGAAGAAGUCAUCAGCAGAGCUCAAGAAGAUCUUGGCCAAUGGACAGAUGAAUGAGCAAGACAUUCGAAAUCGGGAUAUCCUGGGUCAUGGGAAUGGUGGCACAGUAUACAAAGCACAUCAUGUCCCAAGCGGGAAAAUUCUAGCUGUUAAGGUUAUUCCCUUGGACAUCACUGCUGAAUUGCAGAAGCAAAUCAUGUCAGAGUUGGAAAUUCUUUAUAAGUGUGACUCAUCCUAUAUCAUUGGCUUUUAUGGGGCUUUUUUUGUGGAAAACCGAAUCUCCAUCUGCACAGAGUUUAUGGACGGGGGCUCUUUGGAUGUGUACCGGCGGAUCCCAGAACAUGUCCUCGGGAGGAUAGCAGUGGCUGUGGUUAAAGGGCUCACCUAUCUGUGGAGCUUGAAGAUUUUACACAGAGAUGUCAAGCCAUCUAACAUGCUGGUGAACACGCGGGGUCAGGUGAAGCUGUGUGAUUUUGGAGUCAGCACUCAGCUGGUCAACUCCAUUGCCAAAACCUAUGUGGGAACCAAUGCAUAUAUGGCACCAGAGAGGAUAUCAGGGGAGCAGUAUGGCAUCCAUUCAGACAUGUGGAGUUUGGGAAUUUCUUUCAUGGAGCUUGCCCUAGGGAGAUUUCCUUACCCUCAGAUUCAGAGAAGAUCACAUUGUAAUUUGACUGUGACGUUACAAGUUUUCCGAUCCUAUGAGAAUCUCAUGGAAAACAGUGAUGAGAUUCUUAGUCAGUGUAGCACUUUAUGGUGGAACAGUAGUCAGAAAAAACAAGGUGCAGUAGUCUGGAAGAAGAGGCUUAAAGCCUAGAAGGUUUGCAGUCUUGAUUAUAAUUUAAUUCUGAAUACAGUGCAUGCCAUAUCUGUUAUGAUUCUUUAAGUGUGUGAUUUGCAAUUUGAACAUAAAGGAAAGAUGAGAUUGUAAACAGAUUUCUCUUUAGACAAUACAAAGGACUAUGUACUGUAAAGAUCUGAUUAUUCUGAGAUUGAAACCAUGGACUAAACAAACAAACUUUUUUAAGCAAUUAGGUAAGAAGGGCUAAUGUCAAAACAGUAAAUUUCAACCUGACAAGGCUGAAGAAAUUUUUAUAUGGAAUAAUGCAUUGUUUUUCAAACAGGACAAAAAGCUAAUAUGAGUAAAGAUCCUAAACUUGACAUUUUUAAAUGUCUCCUAGAUAGAUACUGUAUUCUUCCCUUCGUGGAAACUCAUGUGUCCAGUAGCUAAAGCACAUUAGUAAAAAUUGUUACAAAUUAUUUAAAAAGGCAAAGAGUACAAAACAUAAAUAAAUAGUAAAAAAGUACAAUUGAGCAGUGACCAGGUCAUGAAUCACUUGUAUUGACAACAUCAGUAGGAACAAGUGAUCUUCUAAAGCACUCUGUUCUACAGUGCAGUGAGAGAAGACGACUGCUACAUUUACUUUUCUGACCCGCCAAGUUGUUGUGGAGAAGGAUGGCCUGUACCUUUUCCCCCAUACACCUUUCACCACCCUUCCCACUAAGUCCACAGUUCUGCUUAGCACUAAGCCAGCCUUCUUCACCACCUUGUCCAGCCUCUUCGUGUUUUUAUCUGUCAUACUGCCUUCCCAACACAUGGCAUCAAAAACUGUCUGACAGAACAAAGACAUUCCUUGAUUUCUAGUCUUACACAACUGAAAUGACUACAUUUUUGGAAAGCAAAUAUUUUUCUGUUCACUUCUGGAAUGCACUUAAUCUAAUUAAGGGAUGUUGUGUUCUAAAGCCUAUUCUGAAAGCAUUGGAUGUACAGUAAGGCAAGAACAGAUUGUAGAUGGGGUUUUUGGUCUGUUACAGAGAAUACAUCUAAUUCAGUCUGUGGCAGGGUUUUUUUUUUUUCCCCCCCUUUCCUCAGUUUCCCAACUUUAGGAAUUUAGUGGGAAAACUAUAGUAAACACCACAUGGACACUGGGACAUUGUACAGACCCCACAAAGAUAUUCAUCUGGCAAAGAUUCAAAGUAAGGUUCUUAGAGCUAUGAGACAGUAUCACUAACAACAGGGCCACCAUGUCACCCAAGAGAACAUUCCCUCCAGCUAAAUUCUGAAAGGAUCAAAUACCAAAUCUGAUGAGACACUUAAGAAUGUCAUUUGUAAUUUGAUACAAAAAAGGCAAGUCUGUGAAAAGAUGAGAUAUCCCUGUAGGACAAAAUGCAAAGGAGCAUACACUAGGAGGAUCGGUUUUCCAAUUAGAUGAGAGUCAUAAGACAUAAGAAGUUAAGAUCAUGAAAGGAUAGGCUAUAAUCUCGCUGAACUUUUGUCAUACUUCAGAUAUGGACACACAAAUUCCUAAUGUGACAAAAUUCUGAAAUGUGAUUUCCAUUCUGAUGAGACACACCAAUGGCACGGGAUUUCCAAUCCUGUUCAGAUCUUUACUUAAAGGGUUCUUAAUUGUAUUGGUGGGUCAGAGGCUAUUCUAGCAGCACUGAACCCAAAGCAGGAAACAGCCCUGGACAGUGCAAUCUCCCAUAUUUCUAUUCUGAUAGGACUGAAAGAGGUAAAUUCAGAAACAAUUAUAUUUCUAAUCUGGCAAACUCUGGAUAGAUAAUGUGCAUAUCAUAAUGUAAAUGUUUAAGCAAAUAAUUUACAAUAGUAUGAGGAAUAAAAAGGAAAAUUUUGAAACUUUACAUGCAGGGACUCUAAAAGAUGAGGUGUACAAGAUAGAUUUUUUUUUGGAUGGAUCAAAUUUACAUUUCUCGAUUUUGGUUAACAUUUCCUUACUGUCAGCACACUGAGAAGGUAAGUAAAUUUUCUUAAGACAGGCGUCUCAUCCCAGCAUAACUUGUCUUGUUCUGUCCAUCUUCCACUUCCAAAAAUGUUCAGACAAGAUCUGGAGUUUCUUAAGGUGUUCAUUUCUGCCUGAGUGGGCAGGCAUUUGUUGAGGACACAAUUAGCAAAGCAUUACUGUAGACAGGUGUAAAUGUUCAAUACACCGGUCCACCACUUAUCAGCCCUACAAAAAGUUCAUAUGCUCUAUCUGAUCCAUUUCAAAUAGCACAAAAGUUCUACUCUGCCAAGACUUGAUAUUGUGACCAUUCAGAUAUCCACGUUUCCAUUAGUGGCCCCAGUUGUCUUUGUUUUCACAUGGCACCUGCUUCUUUUCCUAUCCUUUUUGGCACUGCUGGUGUGGAAUGAGCUCACAGUACCAUAUUUAAAUAAUAACAAAUCAAACUGUAGCAGAAUAGAAGCUUGUGACUGAGCCAUGUGGGACAGCGUGGUCCAGAAUAAACUCAAGCGUCACCAAUGUUUCACUGUGUAGCCUAUGUAAGCUGAGCUUUGGUUAAUAAAUUAUACCAAAAUGACCUGAAGUAAAAAAUAACUUUCUGUGCAAAUAGUGCCCCUGGUAUUGUAAAGCUUUGAAUGUUUUCACACCCCAUUAAUUUAUUACUUCUCUGGCUUCAUCUUUAAAUUUCAUUUUUAAGAAGAAAUUCAGACUCCCCGCUGCCGCCGUGAUUUUCAUCUUCUUGUUAAUUUUCCGCGCUCCAUAUGGAGCUCCAGACAUUUCACCUGGAGGCUGUACUAGAUUUUGCUGUAGUGAUCGUACUUCCGGAGGCCAAAACUGUCAUUUAAGGUUCUCAGUGCAUCUGUCUGCGACAGGCUUUUCGCUGGCACGAGCACGGGCGAAUAACAAAUUGGAUGCACCUGAGAUUCGGAUGAUUAGUGUGUUUUGUGAGUCUGUCGGCUUGUAAGCAGAUCGUUUUG